Messenger RNA from Xenia sp. Carnegie-2017, 2116 nucleotides. Its product is annotated as chromosome transmission fidelity protein 18 homolog. NCBI's taxonomy places the organism in Eukaryota, Metazoa, Cnidaria, Anthozoa, Malacalcyonacea, Xeniidae. The record is from RefSeq and is a predicted model, not a curated record. Gene Ontology annotation, molecular function: ATP hydrolysis activity; ATP binding.
AUUCAAGUGAAAACAAGCGAAGUUAGACUUGAUUUAAAUACUGUUUCAACUAUUGACUCAGCUAACCGUACUUUUAAUGAAAAUGAAAGUUACCGUUCAACUACACAUUCAGUUAAUGCAAGGCCUAAAGUGUUUACCAGGCCACUUAUUGGUGAAGAUUGUGUAUCAGUUACUGGAACAGAUGGAGGAAGAAGAGUGUAUCUUCAUAUUAAAAGAGAGGAAUCAAAAGAGAUGGUCAAAGCAAAGUUCUUGGAUGGCAAGACUCCAGUUAAUCUUCUUGGUGUUCCUUUUUCUGUUCUCAGAGAAACAAUUUAUGAAGAAGUAAAAUCAAGAAAACUUACAGAAACAUUAAAUAAAUCAUACAUAGAAUUGCUUAGUGAUGAUGGCAUCAACAGGAAUUUGUUGACAUGGUUAAAACUAUGGGACGGUGUUGUUUUUGGAAAGGAGAACGUCAAGACAAGAAGGAAGCAUGAUGAGAAAAUUCAAAAAAGGAAAAUAGAACUCGAUGUGACUGGACGACCAUCUCACAAGAUUGCACUGUUGUGUGGUCCGCCUGGUCUUGGUAAAACGACAUUAGCACACAUAGUUGCUCUACAUGCUGGAUACAAUGUUGUUGAAUUGCCUUUCUUUUAUACCUUUAGCGAUGAUCGUUCAGUGGAGGUGUUUCGAAAUAAGAUUGAGUCCACAACUCAGAUGCAGUCAGUUUUAGACUCAGGCAAAAGACCUAACUGCCUUGUUAUUGAUGAAAUCGACGGAGCACCGACACCUGCAAUAAACGUUUUGCUCUCUUUGAUAAAAAGAAGGAUGCAGACUUACAGAAACGCGCAGAAGAAACGCAAGAAACGAUAUAAACACGUUAUUUUAUCUCGUCCGAUUAUAUGUAUUUGCAACGAUCCCUAUGUGCCUGCGCUGAGGCAACUUCGUCAACUAGCGUUUGUGCUGACUUUCCUCUCCACGAUGUCAGGCAGACUGGCUCAAAGAUUACUUGAGGUGUCGAGAAAGGAACUAUUUCAAACCGAUAUGUCUACAUUACUGGCACUCUGCGAAAAGACUGAGAACGACAUUCGAUCGUGUCUUAAUACUCUCCAGUUUCUUCGACAAAGGGGGGAAGUUUUAAGCAUUGAGUACAUCCAGUCAGAAAACAUCGGUCUGAAAGAUAGUCAGAAGAGCCUGUUCUCUUUAUGGAAAGCGGUAUUUCAACUACCAAGGGCGAAGAACAAGCGGCUUGCCACGUUGAUCGAACCACUUAACGAACCUUCUCCGAUGUUACCUGAGUUUGGUUCUGAUGACCCACGAGGGCAUCCGGUCUCAAAAACUCCGCGGACAUUUUAUAACUUGCUUCACUUGGUAUCAUCUAACGGCCAGUAUAACAAACUAGAGAACGGAAUUUUCGAAAACUAUCUUAACAUGAAAUUCAAAGAUUCUUAUUUGAACCAGGUCGUUAUGGCGACAGAAUGCCUUUCCCUAACACUUCGUACGAUCAACAUGCAGUUAUUCAGUUCUGAUGAAAAACAGCAAAUGCGUGACCUCAUCAAUACCAUGAUUACCUACAACAUCAACUACCUGCAAGAGAGGAACAUUGAGGGACAAUAUUCUUACAUCUUUGAUCCUAAAAUCGAGGAAGCUGUCAAAUUUCCUGGUCUGCCACAGCAUAAGCAGUUGACCUAUGCAAUGAAGCAGUUGAUCGCAAGAGAGGUAUGGCAAUACUACAGAUUUAUAUUCCUAUUUAGUCUGUUGAUCCUUGCGUCUGUACUAGUUAGCUCCUCAGUUAAAUCGUUAUUGAGAGCAUGUUGUUCUGCAAACUUUUUUGUUCGACCGAAGGAAUUGAAGUUAAAAACAGGAAGUAAGUGUUAUAAAACAAUGCAAUGUAUAGGGAAACAACAUCAGAUAAAGACAUUAGACUGGAGUAUAGGUGACCAGUUUCUACAUCAGAUCACUCCAGAUGAAGACACUAGACUGUCUCUGUUUCAUCUUUCAGAUGAUGAAUCUCCUACUGACAGCACAAAUUCACAUUCUCCAUUUUGGUUUAAGUUCCAAGAAGGCUUUUCAAAUGCAGUUCGAAGACCAGUAAAAAUCCAGGACCUCCUCUGAUGAAGGCUUUAGUAAGUCAGCCUCG